AUGCGAGGGGUAACCCGUCCCCAGGUCACGGAAGGUCCCCUAGUUUCGGCGCGGCAAGGAAAGCGUCCUCAAAUCAGGGGCAUCACUGGGCUCCCACCCAGCAGGCCUCGCAAGGAAGAAAAAGUCAAAGUGGACACGGGUGACCUCCCUCGCCCCUUGAUCGCACCCGGUCCUGGGCACAUUUCCGGCUGCGUGAACUGCGGAGCAGACGUAUCCGCUUCCGCGUCGGCUCUCGCGGAAAGAGGUGGUGCGCGCUGCUGGCUGUGUGGGGGCAAGGUAACUUGCAGCCAGCAGACCCGACGGUGUCGAGCGGCCGCUCUAGUGUGCAUCUGGACCAGUACAGAUUCGUCAGCCCAACUAGUCUCUGAAUGUUCAUCCUCUGAGGUCGUGGUAUCGACACCCAAACAGGUUCCUCAAAGCAUGAACAAGGAGUGGAGAGAGCUGGAAGAAGAGUAUUCCAAGCUGGUCGGAGAAGAAUGUCGAUCACAGCGUGCCGAGUUGUCAUCCUUGCUGGGGGCCUACUUCCUGUCCGAGGCCUUUCAGCCAUCCGCGUACUGGGACAAGGCGCCUGCUCAGGGUAACCCUGAAGGAAUAAUGUACGUGGCGCUUAAAGAGUGGAGCGGGAUCUCAAGCAGAGAGGAGUCCCUUGUCAAAAACGCCGUCUCGGCAUCCUUGGAGACGCCGCUGGACAGGCCUAGGGACGUGCGAGCGGCUGAGAUAGUCGCUGUGCCUCUUGUGGAUAUUACAGCGAGGUCUGAUGGCGACUGGGGAGAUCUUACAGCCCACGGCAACGGCCCAACGGGCCAUGAGCUACUUCUUGCAUUGUUGUACAGGGUGAGGAAGGAGCGGGUUGGAUCGGCAACGGUCCUUGUAGUGUCUACGACACGAGGAGGUGGACGCCACAGGGAUGGCGCUAGACUCACGACAGGGGUCUUUGACAAGCACUCCGCCACGGCAGGCGACGUCCAGCGAGUGGUGAAGGAUGCUCGGUUGGUCGAGCUGGGGCCCCAUCGUGCAGGGGUCGCCCAAGUGGAGACCUGCCCGCCCCGGCUACCACGAGGCUGUCGCAAGGUGGAUCAUCGGGUCAAGGAUGUGGUGGAUGCUAGUAGCCCUUUAUGCUUGGCAUUCACGGCUGUGUAUGCCUUUGUGUACGAUAAGGGAACAUCGCAUACACUAGCAGCCCUCCUCCUCUUAGACAUGCUGAAGAACGAUCUAGGGGUCCCACUGUGGCUGUACCAGACCGGCGAUGACGUCAGACUGUCUGGGGCACUGGCCGCCGCGCCUAGCUGCCACUGGCUGCUCGUGGUCAGCAUGGGAUCGGUAGACGUUUUGUAUUCAGCUGGCGUUGCCCAGGCGGGCCAUUUCGCAAUAGUUGUGUCGCGUUCACGUGUGAGUCGCUGGAGCAUACGGCAGAAAGAUCACGGAGUCUGGAAGGCAAUUGUCGGGAGGGGAGUUUACACGGCUAGGUCGCUUUUCGUCGACGCGUGUUGUGGAGAUGGUAGGCUGGUCUCGGUAUCUUGGUUGAAGGUUGCCGAAGGGGACCUUUGGUUGACCAGAAAGACCGUAAUUGAGCACACCGAGAGGUGGCCGCCGCCCGUUGCCGUGCGUAAGGCCCAGGUCGUCGGAUAA
Molecule: messenger RNA, 1629 nt
Organism: Ectocarpus sp. CCAP 1310/34
Lineage: Eukaryota; Phaeophyceae; Ectocarpales; Ectocarpaceae
Source: the annotation of a GenBank genome assembly